Molecule: messenger RNA, 1203 nt
Organism: Tetrahymena thermophila SB210
Lineage: Eukaryota; Ciliophora; Oligohymenophorea; Hymenostomatida; Tetrahymenidae
Product: FAD/FMN-binding family oxidoreductase
Exons: 1
Molecular function (GO): oxidoreductase activity; FMN binding
Source: RefSeq, a predicted model, not a curated record
AUGGGUUGCGGUUCUUCUUAGUAGACAAAUUAAGUAGUACCGAUUGUUAAAAAAGUCAACAACUUAUUUCAAGCUACUAAGGUAGGUUCUAUAGAAGUUAAGAAUAGAUUCGUUAUGACUGCUAUUUCAAAGCUAUAAAUUGAACCAUAAGCUGAUUAGUAAGAAGAUUAUUUGACUGAUUACUAUACUGAGAGAUCAGGCUUUGGAUUAAUUUUUGCUGAAUACGAUUAAAUAACGCCUCUCGCUAGUUCAUUUUAUGGCUCUGAACAUAUGGACGAAUAAGAAGAAUAGAUAGAAGAGUGGAGACGCUUAAUUGAUAUUGUUCAUUAGAAAGGUGCUAAAAUUGUGCUAUAAUUAUGGCAUCCUGGUAGAGCUGUACUAAGAAAAUUUAAUGGAGGAGAUUAACCUAUUGCGCCAAGUCCUAUUGCAAUAAGAACAAGAAAUCAAGAAAUUUUAGAAAGCUACCCUAUUCCAAAAGAAAUGGAUAUUUAAGAUAUAUAAGAAGUUGUAUAAUAGUUUAGAGAAGGAGCUAUCCAUGCAAAGAAAGCUGGCUUUGAUGGUGUUUUAUUAAAUGCAGCUGAUGGAUAUUUAGUAGACCAAUUCAUAAAAGAUGGAACAAAUUCCAGAAAUGAUGAAUAUGGUGGAAAUAUAUAGAAAAGAUGUAAAUUUUUAUUUGAAUGCUUAGAUGCAUUGACAGGUGUUUAUGGUGCAGAUAAGGUGGGAGUAAAAUUUUCUCCAACUGGCCGUGCAAACGAUAUGUACGAUUCUAAUCCUUUACAGUUAAUGAAAUACAUACUCAGUGAAUGUGAGAGAAAAAAAAUAGCAUUUGUAGAAAUAAAAAAGCAUUCCUAGUUAGAAUUGGUUAAGAAUAGUGGGGAAUAAGUUGACUAAUUUGGUUAAAUUUCCCCAAAUAAAUAAAUUCCUAAUUUUUUUGAAGAAAUGAGAAAUGCUUAUAGUGGUACCAUAAUAGCUAACGAUUCCUUAUCUUAUGAGCAAGGAACUCAAUAUUUAGCAUAAAGGACUUUUGAUUUGAUAAACUUUGUUUAAUAUACAAUUGUUAAUCCAGAUUUAGUAGACAGAUUCAAACAUGGCUGGGAAGUGGCUAAAUCUGAUUAUAGUCCUCAGAUUUAGAUUCGCAACAAGCGUCGCUCACAACGUUCAAGUAUAUUUGGCUUUGAAAAAGUCAUCACAAUUAAUCAAUGA